Molecule: messenger RNA, 1716 nt
Organism: Coniosporium apollinis CBS 100218
Lineage: Eukaryota; Fungi; Ascomycota; Dothideomycetes
Exons: 4
Coding region: 1-1716 (571 amino acids)
Biological process (GO): mRNA processing
Cellular component (GO): U2-type prespliceosome; U2AF complex; nucleus
Molecular function (GO): pre-mRNA 3'-splice site binding; poly-pyrimidine tract binding
Source: RefSeq, a predicted model, not a curated record
AUGAACGGCGACACAUAUUCUUCGCGAGACAGCGGCCGACACGGAUCUUCGCGCGACCACUAUGUAAGCUACUCGCACCCGAGCUGCGCAUACUCCCAACUAACUAGGAAGUCGUCGCGAGGAGGCCGCGAUGAUCGUCGAGACCGCGACAAAGGCAGCGGCCGCCGUAGGUCGAGGUCACCAGGACACCGCAGUUCUCGACGGGAGUACGAAGUUGACACCUACUCGUCGAGUCGCGACUACAGGGAGCGGGAACGGGAAGAGCGCUAUUCUGGUAGAGACAGGCGGGAGGAACGAGGCUGGGAUAGGGACCGAGGGGCGAGGAGAGACAGGAGAGAAGACGAAGAAAGGCCGCCGAGGCGCGACCGAGAUCUGUUCGAAGACCGAGGCGGACGAGGUAGACGGGAACGCGAAGGCCCUGGCGGCGGGCCCAAGCAGGAGAGGAAGAGGAGCGCAUCCCCGCCGCCGAAGAAGAAGGAGCCCACGCCGGACCUCACUGACGUUGUACCCGUUCUUGAGCGCAAGCGACGGUUGACUCAGUGGGACAUCAAGCCACCCGGCUACGAGAAUGUUACGGCAGAGCAGGCGAAGCUUUCUGGCAUGUUCCCACUGCCCGGCGCACCCCGCCAGCAACCAAUGGAUCCCAGCCGCCUCCAGGCGUUCAUGAACCAGCCUGCUGGCUCUGCUGGCAACUCAGCCCUAAAACCGUCCAAUUCUCGACAAGCGAAGCGCUUGUUCGUGUACAACUUCCCCUCAACAGCAACCGACGAAACCAUCAACGACUUCUUCAACCUGCAGCUCAAUGGUCUGAACGUUGUCGUUGGCGUAGAUCCAUGUCUCUCCGCUCAAAUCUCGAAGGACAAAUCUUUUGCCUUACUUGAGUUCAAGACUUCAGAGGAUGCUACUGUGGCCUUGGCGCUUGAUGGCAUCACCAUGGAGGACAACGAUAACAUGGAGACCACCAACGGCAACGCCAACGGCGAUACCGCAGGACUCACGAUCCGCCGACCCAAGGACUACAUCGUGCCGGCUGUAUCGGAGGACGCGGAUUAUCAGCAAGGCGUGGUCUCGAACAUUGUGAAAGAUAGCGCGAACAAGAUCCUCAUCACGCACAUCCCCACAUAUCUCAGCGAAGAACAGGUGAUGGAACUACUUACCUCGUUCGGCGAGCUCAAAGCAUUCGCGCUCGUAAAGGACACUGGCACCGAGCAGUCACGGGGCAUCGCCUUCUGCGAGUACGUGGACCCAGCCACUACAGAUAUCGCAGUAGAAGGCCUCAACGGCAUGGAACUUGGCGAUGAACAUCUCAAGGUACAAAAGGCAUGCGUCGGCGUGCAACAAGCCGCUGGCUUGGAGCUAAGUGUCAAUGCCAUGUCUAUGCUUGCUGGGACGACGUCCAAUGAUGUAGAGGAGGGUCGCGUGCUGCAGCUUCUCAACAUGGUCACGGCGGAGGAGCUGAUGGAUAAUGAUGAGUAUGAAGAAAUCUGCGAGGACGUUAAAGAAGAAUGCGAAAAAUACGGCCAAGUGCUCGAGUUGAAGAUCCCGAGACCGGGUGGUGGCCGCCAGGGCGCGGGUGUCGGCAAGAUCUUCGUCAAGUACGACACGCCGGAGUCGGCCAGGAAAGCCCUGAGCGCCCUGGCUGGUAGGAAGUUUGCUGACCGGACCGUGGUCGUCACGUUCUUUGGGGAGGAGUACUUCGAUGUCAAUGCCUGGUAG